GAAUCGUCAACUGGUCAAGUCUUCCAGAAGACUUGAAGAACCCUACGCACAGGCCACGAAGAUAAGAGCUGAUCGUCGCUUAUCGCUGACAUCAAACCGCCUGCCGCCCCUUUUCGUGAAUUUUUCGGCCCGCAUUUGGUUCCACUGCGCUGGGCGCUGCUUUAAUUGCCAUCCACCCAGUCCAACGUGCCGAAGGGACCAGCCAACGGCUGAUUUGAACGACGCAGCUCGGGUUUGCGUCGCAACCAUCAACCAACAAAAGACACACUCGACCGACGCUUCAAACACGCCGUCACGACCAUUUUGACCUUUCUAACACCGAAAUUACAACACAGGCUCCAAGGCCGUAUUCGCCGGCAGUUGACACCGAUACGAGAAACCCACGACAUACCGAUCCCUCGGCGGAUUCGCAAGGAUGGCCAUUGCUCGCCCCGUAAGGGUCCUGGGCUUUGCGGCCGUGGUGAUGUGGUUCUUCUUCAUCUGGCAGGUCCUGAAGCCGACAUCACCACCAAAACACAAGGCCAAAGAGAUCAUCAAGUCAUUCGAACGAGAUCCAAACCUAGACCCAACGGGAGAGCCAGAAGGCAUUUUAGUUCACGCGUCCGAGGAAUAUGCACCCGGCCCCGCGGGCACCGCCCGAAUCAAUGCCACCCUACUUGCCCUCGUACGAAAUGAGGAGCUCAACGACAUGCUCUCCUCCAUGCGCGACCUCGAAAGAACAUGGAACCACAAGUUCAACUACCCCUGGACCUUCUUCAACGAUGUCCCUUUCACCGAAGAAUUCAAGAAGAAGACGCAAGCUCUUACCAAAGCAGAAUGCCGCUACGAACUCAUCCCGAAGGAACACUGGGCUGUCCCCGAAUGGAUCAACAUGGACCUCUACAAGGAAUCCACCCAGAUUCUCAAGGAAAAGAAGGUCCAAUACGCUGACAUGAUUUCCUACCACCAAAUGUGCCGCUGGAACAGUGGCCUCUUCUAUCACCACCCUGCUUUGGCCAAUACGCAGUACUACUGGCGCGUGGAGCCCAAGGUUCACUUCUUCUGUGAUGUCGACUAUGACGUCUUCCGCUACAUGCAGGACAACAACAAGACCUACGGCUUCACCAUCAAUCUCUAUGAUUCUCCCGACUCGAUCCCUACUCUGUGGCCCGAGACCCUGAAAUUCAUUGCCGAGCACCCCGAGUAUGUUCACGAGAACAACGCCAUGGACUGGCUGACGGAUAAGGUCCGGCGGCCAGACCAUAACAAGAAGGCUAAUGGAUACUCGACUUGCCACUUCUGGUCGAACUUUGAGAUUGCCGACAUGAGCUUCUGGAGGAGCAAGGCGUAUGAGGAUUACUUCAACCACCUGGACCGGACUGGGAAUUUCUUCUACGAGAGAUGGGGUGAUGCGCCGGUGCAUAGCAUUGGACUGGGAUUGUUUGAGGAUAAGAGCAGGAUCCACUGGUUCCGCGAUAUCGGAUACCAACAUAUCCCCUUCUUCAACUGCCCCAACUCGCCCAAGUGCAAGGGCUGUGUGACGGGUCGCUUCACGGACGGAGAGUCGUUCUUGUAUAGAGAGGACUGCCGACCAAACUGGUUCAAGUUUGUCAGUCAAGGGUAAUGAGCUUGACGCUAAGGUGGCUGCACUGUAUACAUUUUGAUCAUCGAGAUCCUGGGCUUCUCUGGGACGGAGGUUUUAUUUUGGAUUAUGACUAUAAUCAUGCACUCACACGCCACACAGGGGAAGGCAUUUGGGAAAGACUGAGCGACAAAACAGGUGUCUGGCGCAAGCGGGGAUUUUGACUGGUUUAUUGGCUAUUCUAAUGAGGUUGUUACAUAUACAUACUACGAAAAAGGGGGGUAACGUUAGGGGUGGAAGGGAGGCUACACGGUUUGGUGUAGAGGGCAACAAAGAAUUAUGCAAGAAGUAAAUGCAUACAGCAUGUUGUGUGAGAGAGGGACUUCACUGUUCAUGUUUUACUAGGUUAAAUAGAAGAAAAGAAAAUGCGACAACCA
This is a messenger RNA of Podospora bellae-mahoneyi, 1998 nucleotides long. It is a transcript of the gene KTR4, whose product is annotated as putative mannosyltransferase ktr4. Gene Ontology annotation, biological process: protein O-linked glycosylation; cell wall mannoprotein biosynthetic process; protein N-linked glycosylation. Gene Ontology annotation, molecular function: alpha-1,2-mannosyltransferase activity. The coding region runs from base 416 to 1603 and encodes 395 amino acids. NCBI's taxonomy places the organism in Eukaryota, Fungi, Ascomycota, Sordariomycetes, Sordariales, Podosporaceae. The transcript has 3 exons. Gene Ontology annotation, cellular component: Golgi apparatus; membrane. The record is from RefSeq and is a predicted model, not a curated record.